Messenger RNA from Pieris macdunnoughi, 2937 nucleotides. The record is from the annotation of a GenBank genome assembly. Lineage: Eukaryota; Metazoa; Arthropoda; Insecta; Lepidoptera; Pieridae.
AUGGGUUUGUCACUGCUUCUGUAUUUAAUAGUUAUCAAAUGUACAAAUGCUGCAUACUUUCACGAACAAUCAAGGAUUUACUUAGAACCUAAUGCUAAGUCCGCCUUGGGGUUUGGUUCAUCUAUAAGUUUUUUUAAUGAAACACUUUUGGUCGGCGCACCCUACGCUGAUUUGAAUGGGGCUGUAUUUGUGUGUCCACUAAAUAUUGUUGAAAGCACGAAAUCUAUUGCAUGCUCUGGCAUUUAUCUAAACGAUUAUGCAAACGAAUAUGACAGGUCAAUAUAUCCAAACCAACAGUUCUGUCUCGGAAGUUCAAUUGCAGCAACAAAAACCUACUUUGUGACAUGUGCUCCACUAUGGGCAAUGACUUUGAAAUUGCCCAAGGGUAGAUCUCUUGAUGGUCCCUUUGGUACAUGCUUUGCUUCAACAGGAUACAAUUAUACAAAAACUAAUCGUCUGGUUGAACACUACAUGAAGUCUCUGGAGUCCAAUCUUACGGAUGCUCCAAGUAAUCUUGAUAUUUACGGGACUUUUGGUUGGUCAACCUUAGUGGACGAAGUUAACAAGAUAGUCGUAUUUGCGAAACCAGCGAGCAAUCAGGGCUUAAGUAGAAUAAGUUAUCAACCGAUUGGAACUUCGGGAGGCUUCCCUAAACUCGUGCAGCAUAUAGAUAAGGAUUUAUUAAUGCUAUACAAUUAUAAAGGGCGAGCACUUGCUAAUGGUGUAUUUUUUAAAGAUCACAAAUCAUUGAUUGCGUUCAGUAUGGAGAAUGAUAGACGCAUAGGAGCUGUCGCUUUUCUCAGUUACAAAACCACAAGCGAUGUCUUGUCAAUAGUAAAAGACCCGAGCACGGAAAAGGCACUGCUUUUCAGAGAAGGUACAGUGGGUUCGAUGUUUGGUGCGGCGUUAUACGCUGCAGACAUAGAUCAUGACGGGUUCUCAGAUUUGUUCGUGGGAGCGCCUGGAUUGGCCUGUUGGGUUGGAAGCUAUGAGGUGGGAGCGGUUUACAUAUAUCUCGGAGGGGAAAAGGCAAGAUCUAGAACCAAAGCGAAUCUGUAUAUUUGUGGUAAAGAGGAUGGUUCAAGGUUCGGUGCAGCCAUUGCGUCAGCUGAUCUGGAUGACGAUGACUUACCAGAAUUGAUUAUCAGCGCACCAUACGAAGGAUCUGGCACGGUCUAUGUUAUCUCUGGCAGGGAAGUUAAAGAACAACUACUAUUUAAGAAAGAAAAUCUUUUAAUUAAAGAUUUGAAGACACAGGAGAUAAAAAUUUCAGACUUCCAAACGUUUGGCUACAGUCUUCAUGUUAUACAAGCAUUUGAUCGGACGCAAUUAAACGCUUUAGCGGUUGGCAGUCCGAACAGCCAGCGAGUUACUAUAUAUCGUAGUAUACCUUCAAUUACCGUAACAUUAAACGUAGUAGGUGAACAGGUAGUGCGUGAAUCUCACGAUAACUUUACGAUUCCCGUUAAAGUUGCAAUAACAUAUCCCAGAGCUGUCAAUGUGACAGCAAAACUUACCGUCAAAGCCAGCCUUGCAAGUACCAUGUUCGCCGAAAUUGAUGGAGAUACCGAAUAUGAACUGGAUAUUACGGAUAUGAGACCGUAUUACUUAAGAAAUGUUACAGUCAAAAUGAAUGACCACGAUCCUCACAUAUACAAAUUCAAAGCGGAAGUGAAAUCGAAAGAAAUAAAAGAUGUAUACGACAGUUCGAUUGUAAGACUAAGUUCAUACAGCAAAACAGAAAUAGUCCGCGAUAUUACACGCACCUGCGACGACGAUGUGUGUAGGCCUCGACUAUCUGCGACCUUUGAUUGGUCAGGAAGGAACGAUACAUACACAUUGGGAUCCUCUGAAGAGGAGACGAUGACGGUGAACGUGCGAAAUGAUGGAAAUAGCUCGGAUGUCUCCUGCGCAUAUAUCAAAGUCACAGGAGCACCUGUCGCCUUACUCGAAUGUGAUCAACCAGAGGAUUUGUGGUACAGGUGUAACUUAAAGAUCGAGAGACAUGAACUGAUACCCAUCAAAAUACGACUGAAUAUGAAAAGACCAACUAGUACGGACGAGAAGCUGGUGGUGGAGGUCAUUUUAUACAACGACUCUCCAAUGUCAAGGGUUAAAUCCGAGUAUGAGACGGAAACAAAAGUUAUACCUUAUAUAUUGAAUCCGAACGAUAUUGUUGUAAGUGGAUCGACUCGCGAUGAAAUUAUAACAGAGAGUAAGCUGAACAAUGAGAACACGACGAUUAAUAUCCACGUAUUGUUUACGGUUACUAAUGAGAGAUCAGUGCUAUGGAAAGGCGUAAAGGCUGAACUUGUAGCUACUGGCCACAGCUUUAUAGAAAAUUUUAAGGUGUUUUCAUCAGACUUCCAGGAAUGUUCUCUAUUGCAGAACUUCACAUAUCAUUGCAAUUUUGAUAUAAAACCGAACACAGUGGUACGGAUAGGUACGACGACUCAGUUAUUAAAAACUGAAACAGUGGAACAGUUGAGCAUUGACAAACUGAAAACAAUGACAACGCUGAUACUGACAGUAAGCAAUCGAUUGGAAUCUAAAGAGAAGAUAUUGACAACAACACUAUCAUACCGUAAAGAUAAAACAUUUGCCCAGAAUCAAACUUCAAUAAUAAUCGUCGCGUGCGUCGCUGCGGCAAUCAUUUUAGCACUGCUGAUUUACGGAUUAUACAGGAUGGGUUUCUUCAAGAGGGAGGAAAAGAAGAAACUAGAGCGAUUGAGGAGUACAAUUAGAAGACCUGCUCCCUCAGAACCUGGAAUAUCUGAUCAAAGACGUGAGUCAGCAAUUCCGUCAGAUAAUGAGGAUUGUACAGAGCUAGAAAUCAUCGACUGUUCGGAGGACCUCGUGAUGCAGAAUUUGCAAAGUUCAGAAACGGAAUCACGAGAUGAAGUGGCUCUUAUUGGAAAAGAAAAAAAGAUUAAUUAG